Messenger RNA from Yamadazyma tenuis ATCC 10573, 2082 nucleotides. The record is from RefSeq and is a predicted model, not a curated record. NCBI's taxonomy places the organism in Eukaryota, Fungi, Ascomycota, Pichiomycetes, Serinales, Debaryomycetaceae.
AAGCCAUAUCAUGAAUCCUGGCAUCGACUCACUUCUCCGUACCAUUGGACCCUACAACGGCGCCCCCAAUGAGUACAACUACGAGUUUGCCAAGCAGCAGCUCCGCUCCUCCAAGAUAUUGGUGAUUGGGGCCGGCGGCUUGGGAUGUGAAAUCCUCAAGAACCUCGCGCUCACCGGCUUCACCGACAUCCACAUAAUCGACAUGGACCUGAUCGACCUCAGCAACUUGAACCGCCAGUUUCUCUUUCGCAAAGAGGACAUCAACAAGUCCAAGGCCGAGGUAGCCGCCCGGUUUGUCAAGCUGCGGGUCAAGAACAGAUUUCUCAAGAUUGUUCCCUACUACGGGCGCAUUCAGGACAAACCAGUGGAAUACUAUCAACAAUUUAGUUGCAUCAUCUGCGGCCUCGACAGCGUGGAGGCACGGCGGUGGAUUAACGCUACGGUGGUGGCGAUGGUGGGUCCGGCCAUGGAGAACCUCGUGCCCAUCAUCGAUGGUGGUACCGAAGGGUUUCGUGGCCAGUCCCGUGUGAUCAUUCCUACCGUCACCUCGUGCUACGAGUGCACCCUUCACAUGUUGACACCCAAAGUCACGUAUCCCGUGUGCACCAUCGCUAACACGCCACGGUUACCAGAGCAUUGUAUCGAGUGGGCCAGUGAGCUCGCGUGGGGGCAGAAGUUCUCCGUCAAGUUCGACGCCGAUAACGAGCAGCACGUCGACUGGGUGUUUGAGCAGGCACAGGCCCGUGGCCGCCAGUUCCACAUCGGCGGCAUCACCCGGUCUUUGACUUUGGGGGUCGUCAAGAGCAUCAUCCCGUCCAUUGCAUCCACAAAUGCCAUCAUUGCUGCUUCUUGUUGCAAUGAAGCAUUCAAGAUUCUCACCGAUAAUAAUGGCCAUUUGGACAAUUAUAUGAUGUACUCGGGCGAUGACCUGGUGUUUACGUAUACUUUCGAAGCUGCCAAAAACCCUGGAUGUCCUGUUUGUGGCACCCAGACCAAAACUGUCCGGUGCCAGAAUUGGUGGACGCUAGAGACGUUUAUCCUGGAGAUGCGGACGAUGCCAGAGCUCCAGGUGAAGAACCCGUCUCUAUCGACAGCUGGUACCAAGCUUUACUUUGCGGCACCGCCGUCAUUGUACGAGGCUACGAAGCAGAACUUGUGCAAGCGGGUGAAGGAUCUCGUGAGCGAAGACGAUGAGAUUGCGAUUACGGAUCUGAGUUUGCCCAUCAGCUUGCGGGUCAAGUUGGAGUUUGAGGGGCCGGAGAGCGAGCCGGCGAACAUCGAUGUGUUGGUAUCGUAGUAUUCUAGAGGUCGCAUCAGCAUCCAUCACCUAUAACAAGCACUUUAGUGUUUUCGUCACUACACUUACGUGUUUCAUCACUAAUCUUGCGUGUUUUGUACCUCAUCUUUUCAACUCUACGCUAAUCUAUCACAUUACCAAUAUAUUCCCACUAGAUAGUUCUAGCUCUCACCAAUCCCGCAUCUUCUCCACAAGCAUCCGAUUGAACUCGGUCGCAUUAUCCAAAUACACAUGGUGUCCGGCAUCAGCAAUUUCCACCACCGUCGAAGACUUUCCCGACCGCCGGAGCCGCUCGCUGCACACCUCUCCACCGUGCACAUUCAUCCAGUCGUCCUGGCCGUACCACCAAUCGAACUGGCAGUUACACCGCUCGAUUUUGCGGUCCACCAUCGGGUGCCGCGGGUUUGCGCCCGGCUUGAGAAGAUAAUUUAACAUGUACUCGCCCGACCCCCGGGCCUGGAAGAUUCCGUACACGUAUUUGUGGAGCGAAACCCGCUCAGAGUCCGGAAGCUCACUGAACCGCCGGUAGCUCCAUCCGCUCACCAAUUUGGACCCAUAGAAAGAUGCCUUGCGCACAAGAGAAAACGGACUUAUGUUUCUUUCCCACAACCGCUCAAAAUACGCCGGAAUCACAAUCGGCUUCUUGUGGUCGAUGAUUCCCCCCGGUGAAACCAUUACAAGCCGCCGGCAGAAAUCGGGGUCAACAUUGAUACCGUAGCUGGCCAUUAAAUAUGCGCCCAUGGAAUGGGCCAUCACGAGGGCAUUUUGGCGGGGGAUCUGGCGCC